UAUCCAACCAAGUGGAAUAAUUUGUAUUAAAAAUUUGAAAUUAAAUUGAAGAAGAAAAUACAUACCGUACCAAAACAGUCAAAGCCUCUAGGUUGAAUGAGGACAUGAAGUAUCUCAGUAUUCCGCUGACUGUAUAUACAUCACAGGCGGCGAAGAACAAGCUGAUGUGUCAAUAUCUAUGGUCAAUAUGGCGGAAAAAUGACAUUGUUUUAUAGAAAAUUGAAAAUUUAAUCCAAGUAUUUGUGUUUUAUCCAACAUUUUGCAAUGGUAAGUGUACAUGCUCUCGUUUUGUUCUGUGUUUUUAGUAAAAGGAAUCAAUCUAAUGUGGUAAUAUUUUAUUUCUAGUCAGCAUUGUUCAAUUUUCAAAGCUUGUUGGCUGUCAUAUUGUUGUUGAUUUGUGCGUGUACAUACGUGCGUGGCUUCGCUCCAACACUUCUGGAUAAAAACAAAACUGGGUAUGUAUAUAACGGCCCAUUGCGAUGUGCGAGACAUGUCUAUAUAUGAAUUAUUGUGCUGUGUAACAUUUGUGGUAGCCUGAGCACCAGACCCAGGACUUUUAGGGACGCGAAAGCGGCAGGGCCAUGCCUGGAAAUAAGCGUCAUGGUCAUUGACAAGCACAAUUUUGAUUGUGUCUGUCACUUUGUCCAGUUUGCAUUAUUCAGCAUUUCAAUGCUAAAUUCUUAAUUGGUACUGGUCAUUUUGACAGGCAGGCCCCCAAAAAUUUAUUUCCAGGCUUGAGCAGAGCUGUUGCUAGAUGGGUGUAGGGGCGUAUUCCACCCACCCUCCAAUCGACAGGUGGUAGCCAAAUUAUUGAAUCCAACAAUUUUAGGCAAAGAAGUAUUAAUUAGUUCUAAUACAGUACACCUCCCAAAUAGAAUAGGGGUAGUGACGGGGCUGCAACAUUCUGAAUGGAGUAGAAUUCAGAAUCUACACAGCCUUUUAUUAAAAUUAAGUCAUUGAUUUGAUGCACCAGAAGGUAACAUGGUAUAUCGCUCAAAGGGUUUUUAUAAUAGUUGAAAAUAUAAGUGCAGAACAAUUGUCUCUACAUUUUAUCAUUUUAAAUGUUGUUAUUUUGUAUACAUUUAGGCUUCUUGGUAUAUUUUGGAAAAUGGCAAGAAUUGGUGAGAAUUGGUGAUUGUUUUCUCCAGAAAUUCGCUUGAUUGGGUGCACACACACUUAACAUGCGUCUUAAAACAUAUUUGUACAUGCCUGUUGUCAAACACUUUUUUUUGCCAAUGAAGUAACUAUUUUAAGGACAUGUUAAGUUUAUGUUUAAUGAUUGACUGAUUUUUAAAUAGACAAUAAUGUUAAUGUAUUAUUUAUUAAAUGCUGGCAUUUCUCAACCCUUAGUACAAGAUUACAACAAAUGUGUCCUUGAUUCUUGAUAUAGGAUUCUUGCUCUUACAAUAAAUGUGUCAUUGAUUCUUGCUUGGUGCAUGAAAAAAUCAGUCCAGUUAUUAGUAGCUGACAUUGGUUAUUUAAACCACCAAACCAGUUAUUUGCAGGAAAGUUAGCCAUAAUUGUUUUCUCAAUCAAAAUUGAGGGGGGAAAUAUGUGAAUGGUUGUCAGUUCAGGCAAUUACUGAAAGAUUUGGCAGAAAAAGUUGCCAAUCUCAAAGUAACAUCGACUACAUCACAGACCUGUAGAGGCACACAUUUAAAUAUUGAAGUUUAAUUUAUGCAAAAGCACAAACAUGUGAGAAAUUUUAUUCAAAUAAUGCAAACAAUUUCGACAAUUUUGCCACAUGUCAGAAACCUCUUCUUUAUUUAAUGCAAUUUAUUUUUUUUACUCUAGGAGAAAGAAAGAGUCCAUAUGUUGCCGCUUGCUGUGUAGCUAUGGCAUUUAGUAUCCUGUUCUGGCAAUAAUUAUUAAAUUUCAUAAAAGAGAAUUUAAUAGAUAAUAGAUUUAAUAAUAUACGCUGUGUUUUGUGGAUAUUUGUUCGAGCAAUAUAGCAAUGUUGUGCCACAGAAGAGAGACUAUUCAGAAGCCGUAAAAAACCGUGAUUCGUCAUCCUAGCCAGUGCGCUUUAAUACAAGAGGCAUUCCUGAUAUAUUCAAAAUGGCAGACGUCCAGGAUGGGAAUGUCUUCAACAAACUUCUAUAUGCUAGUACUACCUCAAUGAGGAAAGACUGGUAUUGCCAUGAUACAGAAGUUCUUUAGCGUAGUUAUAUUCCAAGUUUUUUUGGUUUUUAAGAAGUCUAUUAAACAAGGGACAUUAUUUUUUGAGAUUGUACCAAAAAAAUACUAAAUUACUUGAUUUUUUUGAAAUUUUACCAAAACUUUUACCAAAAUUUUAUUUUACCAAAACUUUCCCAAAAAUUACCAAAAGUAAAUUAAUUUACCAAAUCUGGUCACACUGAUGAUUCGUCUCAGCAAGUACCGUAAACAGAUGCACUGAUGCAGUCCCCCCUGGAAAUACUAAAAAUGGCGCACGUCCAGGGGGGUGACUGCUUCUGUUUACGGUACUUGCUGAGUGAGGAAUCAUGACGUAUAGCGCUUACGCAAAAAGCAAUGGAGAUGGACUUCUGUGUAGUAUUCUGUUGUAAUGUUUGAUAACCUCGUAAACACAUACGUAGAUAUAGUCUGCGCCAUAUGGGCUGUACGCUCUGGGCUGUACGCAAGCUAAUCAUUUCCACGGUCUGUUCAGUCACGCAAAUUGACCAGGAAAUAUUAAACGUCAUUGCAGGAAUGUCGUUAAAAAAUGAAUUAAAUCAAAACGUGCGCGUUCCGUAGGCAGAAUUCAACGACAACAAAAUUCAACGUAAUAUUUCGACAUAUCGUUUCAAAGUCAUUGUAAAGCUUGACUAUUUACAAACUAAAUGAUAGUAAAGAAAAAGGAAGAGCUGAUGGAGCAGCACGAAUUUCCAAUCAUUAAGCCUGUUUCCCAUUAUUGGUCGUAAAAAUAGAAUCACGUUCUUUCUCAACGGCCAGUUUAUAAUAGUUUAUACCUGUAAACCACAUAUAAAUCAUGAGUAUUCUCUAGUUAUAAUCACUCCGCGUAUUUUCAGUUCUAAAAUGUUGUGUUUCGGCUGAUGAGAAAAAUCGUGACUCAACGAAAACCAGGCCGUAACAAACAAUCCAGAUUAUUCAUGUGAGCUCCAAAGUACGUCAUGGCUUUCGUGAGCCAUCACCCAAAUGACAUCAAAUUCUUAACAAUGAAUGCUAAAUUCGGAACAAAGUCCUCUUUAAUCCUUAAUUCUUAAAUAACAUUCUUGUGAGUUGUGGUUCCAACUCACAGCAAUAUAUCUCAAGUGCAAGGAUCUGCUAUUUUUAUUUAAUCAGAAACUUGAAGCCAAAAAUAUCAAAUUUCCUUCUUGACAUUGAGUAUAUGAAGUGCAACAUUUUAAAAAUAUCAGUGACAUUGGGCGAUCGAUUGUGCCACAGCCAACGAAUCCGUAAAUUUGACCGAACUGAUUGAAACGUUUUAAAGUUUAAGUCAAGUUCCACUGAGUCUGAGCUGCCUGCUGGUUCUGCCGGCUGAAACAACUCCAUAAAUUGACGGAAAGAUUCAAGCAAAAGCGAUUUCACAUUCCCGCUAUAGCUAUGCCUAGAGUAGACCAUAUAUGAAAGACAUAGAAAGAGCAAAAUUUCAUAAGCUUAUCAACAUUAAACAUAAAAUUCCAACAGUGUACAAAAGGUACUGUAUAUAUAAAGCAAUAUACUGUAAAUAAGUCGUGGCAAAUUAAAUUCAUUUCCUAAAGAGUCUAGUGCUAUUACUGAUAUUAUUCGAUGACGUUAUAAUCCGUAUUAAGACU
This is a messenger RNA of Paramuricea clavata, 3755 nucleotides long. The record is from the annotation of a GenBank genome assembly. NCBI's taxonomy places the organism in Eukaryota, Metazoa, Cnidaria, Anthozoa, Malacalcyonacea, Plexauridae.